Molecule: messenger RNA, 2001 nt
Organism: Insectozyma verbasci
Lineage: Eukaryota; Fungi; Ascomycota; Pichiomycetes; Serinales; Debaryomycetaceae
Source: the annotation of a GenBank genome assembly
AUGACCUUUCUAUGGUUUUUAUUCAUUUAUAUACUUGGUGGGUUAACAUUCAUACCUAGUUUAAUCAUAGUAAUAUUCUAUCUACUACCUCAGCAACAACAACAAGAAGAAAUAGAUGAUUCAAAUGAUGUGAAAACUGGAGAAAUUGAAGAACAAAACGGUCUUGAAACUUAUAAAGUUGGAUGGAUUAUAGUAACAAGAGAUCACAUUGAAUCACCAGAUGAUAUAAAUUCAACAAUGCAAUCAAUUACAGAAUCAUCAGAAACAAAACUGGCAUAUUCAACAUUAUAUAAAAUUGCAAAAGAAGAAGAAACUGAUGAUGAUAGAGAAGAAGAAGUUACUCCACAACAAUCAAAUGUUAAACCAAAGAAACAUAAAUUUUAUGCAAUUUUAAAACAUGGAAAUUUAUUCUUAUACAAGGAUCAAUCAAUUAAAGAUGUUAAACAUGUAAUCGUUAUGUCCAAUUACUUUGUUUCAAUAUGGCCUCGGGAUUUAACAGAUGUACAAUUAUUCACCAAAUAUUCCUGUAUUGCUUUAAUAAAUUGUAAUAACCUUAAAAGUUUGAACUCUCAUUCAAAGGGGUCAUUUUAUAUUUAUGUGGAUAAUAAUUAUGAUAAAGAAGAUUGGUAUUUUGCAUUAAUUAGAUCAACUAAAUUAAAAAACAAAACUUCGGAAAUACCUAGUCAUUUAAAUCCAAAUAUAGAAGCCAAUACUUUGCAUUUCAAAACCAAAGACAUGAUUAACCUUAUACAGACUUUAUAUUCUUCAGAUUCAAAUUUACAAACAAAAUGGAUAAAUGCUUUAAUAGGACGAUGGUAUCUUGGUAUAAAGGACACAUCAUACUUUAAAAAUUACAUUGAAGUAAAAUUCAAUAAGAAAUUGAAUAAAAUUAAAAGACCAGACUUUUUAAAUCAGUUUAAAAUUACAAACGUUGAACCAGGAAAUAGUGCUCCUUUUUUUACAUACCCUAAUUUAAAAGAAAUCAAUCCAGAUGGGACAGUAUUAGUAUCAUCUUAUAUAUCAUAUAAUGGGAAUAUUUCAAUAACAAUCGAGACUAAAUUAGAUAUAACAUUUGGUGGAUUUACAAAGUUUACAAAUAAAAAGGAAGUUGAUAUUGUACUCAAAAUUACCUUAUUGAAAUUACAAGGGCCAAUUUUAAUUAAAUUUAAACCACCACCUUCAAACAGGAUCUGGUAUACGUAUGAGACAGAACCAAUUUUAAAUUUCAAAAUAGAACCUCUAGUAUCUACAAAAGCAUUAAAUUUUAAUUUUAUAACAAACUCAAUUGAAAAGAAGUUUAAAGAGAAUUUCAAAGAAAGUAUGGUGUUACCUCAUUGGGAUGAUCUUGUAUUUUUUGAUACGAAAGAUCAAUUAUAUAAAGGUGGAAUAUGGAAAGAGAAAGAAGAAGAAGAAACAGAAGAAACAGAAGUAUCAGUUGAAGCAAAAGAGAAAGAUUCUGAAUCAAUUUCGCAACCACCAACCAUUGUUUCUGAUUCAGAUAUUGAAUUAAAAUCAUCAGAUGUUAAACUGAAAUUUACAAGUACAAUCAAGAAAAUGGCUAAAAAACAAAGUACAUUAAACCUUGAAGAAACAAGCCCAACAACUACAAUACCUACAGAAUCAACCAAUUAUACAAACUAUUUUAAAAAAUUUUGGAAUUCAACAUCAAAUUCAACUCUCAACAACCAUAAAGAUAAACAACCUUACACACCACCAGAAAUGAUAUCUAAUAGAAGACCAAGAAGAAGUACAUCAAACUCAUUAUCAAGCUCAAUUAGUGUAAAUAAUUUAAAUAAUGAUAUCCCUGAUCAAGCUUCAAUUAGAUCUGAACCUACUAUUGGAUUAACUUCACCACAACAAAUACAACAAUUGCAACCACCGCAGCCUAGUUUAUCUGGUAUUUCACCAACUACAACAACAUCAGGUUUUGCAUCACCUACAAGAUCAAGAACUUUAAGAAAACCACCACCGAAAAUGGACGACGAUGUGAAUUAUGAAUGA